Nasonia vitripennis (jewel wasp) is the source of this 1669-nucleotide messenger RNA. RefSeq names its product origin recognition complex subunit 5 (gene Orc5). Gene Ontology annotation, biological process: DNA replication initiation; DNA replication. The record is from RefSeq and is a predicted model, not a curated record. Gene Ontology annotation, cellular component: nuclear origin of replication recognition complex; nucleus. The coding region runs from base 221 to 1525 and encodes 434 amino acids. Gene Ontology annotation, molecular function: DNA replication origin binding. The transcript is spliced from 2 exons. Lineage: Eukaryota; Metazoa; Arthropoda; Insecta; Hymenoptera; Pteromalidae.
UUUUUGCAGCAAUAUCGUCAUUACAAAUCAACCUUAGAAGUUUUUGCUUUCACUCCGGAUAAAUUCAACAAAAGUCUCGAUGAACUGGUUAUGUUUUUGGCGCAGGUCUGAAAACUAAAGUUUGUCAAGUUGGGCAUCUCUGCAUACAUGCUUAUAUUUUAAUUUUUUUCACUGCGUAUCUAUUAUAUCAUAGAAAGUAUUACUACUAACAUAAGUUAUCAUGGAAAAGUGCGUUGAGGUAUUGGGUGAGGAAAUCAAAUGUAGAGAUUCUCUAAUAAGGACUUUGUAUUCUCUACUAAGAGAUGAUCCCAUGUUUCAAAGCCUGUUCAUUUAUGGUCAUGUGUCCUGUGGAAAAUCUUUGAUUGUACAAAGUGUGCUGAAAUACUUGGAUUACAAUGUAUCGAUAAUAAACUGUGUUGAGCACACAAACAGCAGGAGCCUGUUUGAAAAGAUCAUAGUAGACCUCUCAUCCAUUAAACUGUCUUCAAGUAAUGGUUACAAACUGGAGAGAAGGUGUGACGACUUCGUUGAGUUAAUAUUCCAAAUAAAAUCGAUCGCCAAAGCAAAUCCAAAGCCAAUCGUCAUCGUCUUUGAGCGGUGCGACAAAUUGCGUGAUCUGCACGAGAACAUUCUACCAGGACUUCUUCGACUAGGUGAAUUGACGCAAUCGAACGUCUGCACCAUCUUCACGAGCGACGUCAUCUGGGAGAAGUACAAACCAAAGACAGGAAUGUACGAUCCCAUCACGCUUCACUUUCCGGCGUACAACAAGGACGAAACGCUGGAGAUUCUGCUGCAUACGACGAAACCAGUGGAGUACGAGACGACCUUUUACAGCACGUACCUGAAUCUCUUCCUCUCGGUAUUCUACCGCUUCUGCCGAGACUUGCACGAGUUGCGCUACAUGGCCAAGAAAAAUUUCCUCAAAUACAUCGAGCCGGUGGAAAACGGCUUAAUCGCCGAGAACGACACCAAUUCCCUCUGGCGCAACAUCAGCCAUACCCUUCGGGAGAACCUGGAGGUGAUCUACCUGCGAGUGUCAACCAAUGAUUUCGAGCAGCAGAACAAACUCUCGCUCGAGCUCGAGUCAACGGCGAGAUUAGCUUUGAGCUUCGAGCUGCCGUUCUACGCCAAGUAUCUGCUCAUCGCCGCGUUCCUGGCCUCUUACAAUCCUAUGAAAGAGGACAGGCGACUAUUCAUGAAAGAUGCUGGUCCGAAGAAGAAACGAGCCUAUAAAAGGAAGAACGAGAAGCUUGUGACGAAUAUUCGUGAGGGACCCAAGAACUUUCCGUUGAACCGAAUGCUUGCCAUAUUCUGUUCGAUUAUCGAUGAGAAGAUCGACAUGAAUGCCGUGUUGCUAACGCAGAUUCCCUCAAUGUGCCAAUUGGGACUGCUCACCGUCGUAGGCGAUAAUAAUAUCGACGAGCCGAAGUACAAGUGUUGUAUCAACUACGAGUUCGCGAUGGUUAUCUCUAAGAACGUUAACUUUGAGUUGCAAAAAUAUUUGUACGAUUACCUGCACUAAGUAUUUAUCGUGAGAAUCUCUGCAUUAUGAAUUACUUCUAUCUAUAUUGAUAGGGUCUGUUACUUAAUUUAUUAUUUAAUAUUUUGUACGAGCAUUAUUUUGUAAUACUUUUUUGGCGCUUUAAUAAACGAUUUGUAUAAAAUA